This is a messenger RNA of Emiliania huxleyi CCMP1516, 720 nucleotides long. RefSeq lists its product as hypothetical. Bases 1 to 720 code for a protein of 239 amino acids. The transcript has 2 exons. The record is from RefSeq and is a predicted model, not a curated record. Lineage: Eukaryota; Haptophyta; Isochrysidales; Noelaerhabdaceae.
AUGAGCUGCCGCGAGUACAUCGCGGAGGAGGCCGCUGCACUGCGCGAGCAGCGUGCCUCCACGGCCGAGCUGCGUGCGGCCAUAACCUCACGGGCCGUCGACGCCCUCGAGGCCGCGAUCGACGCUUGCGCCGCCGCCUCGGAGCCGAGCAGAGCCGAAGCGAGGAGGCUACUGAGGGAGCUGCGGGCGGCCGAGUCGUCGGAAGCGGCGGCGGCAUCACAGCAGCGCCACUCGGCGGCGCACGAAGAUGACACAGCGGCCGAAUGGGCAGCGGCGCGGCAGCGUGCAGAGCGCCGAGACCCGUACGAGGACGACGCGAGCACUCCAACCGACGACGCGAGCACUCCAACCGCCGCAGAGCGCGAGCGGAACGAGCUGAGAGCGCAGGCCACGCACGCGCGCAUCUUGGGCGAGGCGGAGAACGGCUGCCGGCGAGUGGCCAGCGGCGCGUGCCGCUUCUAUUCGCACAACCUGGCACAUGAGUCUGUCGCGGACGUCGGCACCGUCUACACCUACAACUGGUCGCGGCACGGCAAGCCGUGCUUGAGCGAUUGCCCGUGCACGUUCUGCUUGGUCGGCCUGCAGCACCAAGACGGCGGCAAGGCGGUCGUCGUCGCGCCGGUCGGCGCCUUGGACGACGCGCUGAUCGCCGAGGCCAGAGCGCAGGCAGCAGUCAAGGCGCCAUCGGAGGGAGGCUCGAUCGCCAAACGAAUGCCGUGA